CUCGUGACGACGCGUGUUCGCUGCUCCUCUGCUUCCAUGCUGCUUCCUGCUCCUGCUGUGUGUUUUCAUGCCUUUGCUGGUAGUUUGGAGGCGGUUUCACGGUUUCACGGUUUAAACAGUGGCAGUGUGGCAGGAGAGCUGUGAGAGAUGAACAGUGAAAACUUCAGCCUGAGUGAGAAGAUAGUGUCACCCUCCUACAUUCGGCAGGGGAGCCAGGCGCGGCGUGGCCACGAGCAGCUCAUCAGACACUUACUGGAGCAGGGGAAAUGUCCAGAGGAGGGAUGGAGCGAGAGCACCAUAGAGCUCUUCCUGAAUGAGCUGGCUGUGAUGGACAGCAAUAACUUCCUCGGCAACUGUGGCGUGGGAGAGAGGGAAGGCCGGGUGGCAUCCAGCCUUGUCGCAAGACGACAUUACAGGUUGAUCCAUGGCAUAGGUCGGUCAGGUGACAUUGCUGCUAUUCAGCCCAAAGCUGCAGGAUCCAGUCUGCUUAACAAGCUGACCAAUUCAGUUGUGUUGGACAUCUUAAAGCUCUCAGGUGUCCGAAGUGUGGCGAGCUGCUUUGUAGUUCCCAUGGCGACAGGAAUGAGCUUGACUUUGUGCUUUCUGACCCUUCGUCAUCGGAGACCCAAGGCUCGCUACAUCAUUUGGCCUCGCAUUGACCAGAAGUCCUGUUUCAAAGCCAUGAUCACAGCAGGCUUUGAACCGGUGGUGGUGGAGAACGUCCUUGAGGGCGAUGAGUUGCGGACAGACUUAGAAGCAGUUGAGCGCAAGAUUGAGGAGCUCGGAGCCGAAAACAUCCUGUGUGUUCAUUCAACAACGUCCUGCUUUGCGCCACGGGUCCCUGACAGGCUCGAGGAGCUGGCCGCUGUGUGUGCCAAAUAUAACAUUCCCCACAUAGUUAACAAUGCAUACGGAGUACAGUCGUCCAAAUGCAUGCACCUAAUACAACAGGGGGCGCGUGUUGGGAGAAUUGAUGCCUUUGUACAGAGCUUGGACAAGAACUUUAUGGUUCCAGUAGGUGGCGCCAUAAUCGCAGGUUUUGAUGAAUCCUUCAUAGAGGAGAUAAGCAAGAUGUACCCUGGUCGAGCAUCGGCCUCACCUUCCCUUGAUGUCCUCAUUACCCUUCUCACUCUGGGAGCCAGCGGCUACAAGAAGCUCCUGUCAGAAAGAAAGGAGAUUUAUUCGUUCUUGGCUCAGGAGCUGAAGAAUCUGGCCUCUGCACACGGGGAGAGAUUGCUUCACACCCCACAUAACCCCAUUUCACUGGCCAUGUCUCUGGAUGGUUUCCAGGCCGAGGGCGACAAGGCUGUGACUCACCUGGGCUCCAUGUUGUUCACCCGGCAAGUGUCAGGAGCCAGGGUAAUACCGCUGGGCAAGGAGCAGACCAUAAGCGGACACACGUUCCGCGGCUUUAUGUCGCACUCUGAGGCGUACCCCUGUCCUUACCUCAAUGCUGCCUCAGCUGUGGGUAUCACUCGUGAAGAUGUGACACUCUGCAUUAAAAGGCUUGACAAGUGCCUGAAGACCUUGAAGAAAGAGGGAAGUGUGGCGAAAAGUAGUUCCCCAGUACUUCCUUUGUGCCAGGAGGACACUACUGGCUAAUGACUGAAAUAAGAACAUUCUAACAGGCAAAGUAGACAGAGUGAUUUCUGCUUAGUUUGAGCCCUCUCCUGCCUGCACUUAUUUCUCAGCUGAUUUUGGACUGUGUGUAUUUUAAAUGGCACUUGCUGAUGGAUUAUCAAUCCAGACAUUGACUUGAACGCUGCAGCAACCGCUAAUGAUGAAACUGUGUGCAGGUGUUCAUUACAAACAAAAAUGAUACAAGCUGAAGUCACUGAUUAAUUCCCUCCUCUGUGAAGGCGUGCUAAUUAGUAGAUAAUGUAAGGACACAAGCUGCAUACAAAUGCCUCUCGGGAGCAUAUGGUUGUUCACCACUGAUCUAAAAUUAGACCAAAGCAUCUGCAAAGACCAUCGCACUGUUGUCUGUACGUUUUGAAAAUGCUUUACUUUAUUAUGGAUUUGGACUCAAAAUGGAUUAUGUAGCUAUUGUUUACAGUGGCCUUUACUUGAUGUGUCAUUUUUCUUAACUAAAGCCAUCUAAAGCCUC
Morone saxatilis (striped sea-bass) is the source of this 2107-nucleotide messenger RNA. RefSeq names its product Sep (O-phosphoserine) tRNA:Sec (selenocysteine) tRNA synthase (gene sepsecs). The transcript is spliced from 12 exons. Gene Ontology annotation, molecular function: O-phosphoseryl-tRNA(Sec) selenium transferase activity; tRNA binding. Gene Ontology annotation, biological process: selenocysteine incorporation; conversion of seryl-tRNAsec to selenocys-tRNAsec. The record is from RefSeq and is a predicted model, not a curated record. Bases 148 to 1602 code for a protein of 484 amino acids. NCBI's taxonomy places the organism in Eukaryota, Metazoa, Chordata, Actinopteri, Moronidae.